This is a messenger RNA of Neohortaea acidophila, 1077 nucleotides long. Its product is annotated as WD repeat protein. Bases 1 to 1077 code for a protein of 358 amino acids. The record is from RefSeq and is a predicted model, not a curated record. Gene Ontology annotation, molecular function: chromatin binding; protein binding. Gene Ontology annotation, cellular component: Set1C/COMPASS complex. The transcript has a single exon. NCBI's taxonomy places the organism in Eukaryota, Fungi, Ascomycota, Dothideomycetes, Mycosphaerellales, Teratosphaeriaceae.
AUGGUCGGUGAAGGCCCCCCGCCUCCCACCAGCAAAGUGUCGGACGUCAUCACCACCUUCCGUCCCACCCGCCUCUUCAAAGCCCCGCCCUCCGCCCACUACACCUCCAUCGACUUCAACGACAGCGGCGAGUUCCUCCUGCUCAGCCGCACCGACGACACAAUCCAGCUCUUCAACACCAAAGCUGGCGCGCACGCCAAAGAACUCAAGAGCCAGAAGUACGGCAGCGCGCUCGCCCGCUUCACCCACCACGACACCUCCAUCAUCUACGCCAGCACAAAGGUCGACGAUGGCAUCCGCUACUUGUCCAUGCACGACAACUCCUUCAUCCGCUACUUCCGCGGCCAUACCCAACGCGUCACCAGCCUCAGCAUGAGCCCGGGCAACGACGUCUUCCUCUCCGCCUCCCUCGACAACACUGUGAAGCUCUGGGACUGCCGCUCGCCCACCGCGCAAGGCCAGCUCGACUUUACCGCCCCCUACCUCACCGCCUUCGACCCCAGCGCCAGCGUCAUCGCUAUCGCCUCUCCCCCCGCCCAGACCAUCCACCUCUACGACUUCCGCAAUUACGACAAGCCCCCCUUCGCCACCUUUGACCUGCUCGAUACAGAAAAGCGCUAUCAAGCCUCCCACGGCCAGAAGAGCGGCGCAGGCUGGACGGGGCUGGAGUUCAGCAACAAUGGAAAAUACCUGCUCCUCUCCACCAACGGCCCCGGCCACUACCUCCUCGACGCCUUCUCCGGCGAUCUCAUCCAUUACCUCCAUCGGCCGUCCGGGAGCGCCACGCGCCCCGCACCCGGCGAUGUCUUGAAUGAAUCACACCCCUGCUACCUGCAAUCCGACGCAGCCUUCUCUCCCGACGGACAGUACGUGAUAAGUGGGAACGGAGGACAGACCGGGCUGUUGGUUUGGGAUCUGAAGGACACUAUGAGCGGUGCGGAGAAGGUGUUGGAGCCGUCGUGCGAUUUACCGAGUACAAAGAGUGCGGCGGUGGUGGCAUAUAAUCCGCGCCACAACUUGAUCGCGAGCGCAGAUCGCGAGGUCAUGAUGUGGCUGCCAGAUGCGGAUGCGGCGUGA